Molecule: messenger RNA, 1020 nt
Organism: Fusarium vanettenii 77-13-4
Lineage: Eukaryota; Fungi; Ascomycota; Sordariomycetes; Hypocreales; Nectriaceae
Exons: 2
Coding region: 1-1020 (339 amino acids)
Molecular function (GO): protein binding
Source: RefSeq, a predicted model, not a curated record
AUGCCGAUAUCUGUUGACAAGCCCUGCCAGCAUUGGACCACGCUGGCCAAGCUCCCUCGUCUUCGUCAAGAGCAUAGUACCGUCUCCGUUGAUGAUAACACUAUUGCUGUCAUUGGUGGUGCCACGCCCAUUGGAAAUGCAUCCCUCUUCACCGUCUUCACAACCGUCGACUGGCCGCACCUCUAUGACAUCCCUCCCAACAGCUGGCGCACUGGGGCUCCAUCCCCAUACCGUGUAAACCAUCCUAACGUCGCCACAAAAAAUGGUUCGAUCUACCUCCUUGGUGGUCUCGUCGAUGCUUCAGAUCCUCCCAAGCCUUUGCCUGAAUGGGUUGCUUCGGGGGAGUCCCAUGUAUAUGAUUCGCAGACCGACACGUGGACUCAACUUGAGUCUAUGCCUCCCGGGACUGAACGGGGAAGUGCCAUUUUGGGUGUUCAUCACGAGCUUAUCUACGUCGCUGGAGGCAUGACCAUCCUGGAUGGCGCGUACCAGGACGCUGUCACUACGGUUACCGCCUUCAACACCACGUCUGGCAAAUGGGAACGCCUCGUCGAUGUAGCAGCCAAUAUUCCUGAGGGUCGACAACAUGCAGCUGGCGCCAUCGUGGAUGAGACCUUGUACAUCACUGGGGGCCGAUGGUUCGAGAAGACCAAUGUCCGGGACGAUGUCUUCAUGCUCGACCUCAACAACUUGACUGCCGGUUGGAAAACUGGCAAGACACACAUGCCAACUGCUCGUGGAGGCAUUUCAGGGGCAGCUGUUGGGGCGAAGCUCUACACUUUUGGCGGUGAGACGAACCAACAUGCGGCGACGGGCGUAUUUGACAACGUGGAGGUGUUUGACAAGUGGGAGGAGUUGACGCCUAUGCAGGUGCCUCGUCACGGAACAAGCGCCGCUACAGUUGGAAACAAGAUUUACAUUCCGGGAGGUGGUCUUCAGCAGGAUGGCCUGAUGAUCAUGGUUGACGGUGUUGGACAUUUUCUCAACACGACUGAUCACUUUGAGGUUCUUACCCUCUAG